This is a messenger RNA of Arabis nemorensis, 963 nucleotides long. The record is from the annotation of a GenBank genome assembly. NCBI's taxonomy places the organism in Eukaryota, Viridiplantae, Streptophyta, Magnoliopsida, Brassicales, Brassicaceae.
AUGGCUUUAACAAUCUUCUCUGGUCCCUACUUCGUCCCAAGAACUACACUUUCAAAAUCAACAAAUCUCAGCCGUCCAUCGCUCUCUCCGUCACGGACGGUGGUGGUAACAGCUUUGUCCUCCGGUGCUAGUUCCUCUUAUUGGAGCUCCGUGAAUGCCGAUAUCCAAAACCAUCUUCAACGGACCGUCAAGGCCAAACCGCCUCUCUCUGUUUACGAGCCGCUACGUCACUUCGCUCUAAUGGCUCCACCUGAUGAUGACGUGGCUGCUGCAUUGUGCGUCGCGUCCUACGAACUCGUCGGCGGUCAAAAUCGUGACAAGGCCGUAGAGCUUGCAGCUGCUCUCAGGCUAUUGUACGCCGUUUCAUACACUCAUGGACCGUUGCUUGACCCUAGUGGUGGUGGGAGUGGGAUCGUGCAUGAACCGUAUGGAGCGAGUGUUCGGCUUCUGAUCGGGGAUGGUUUGUUGCCGUUUGCAAUAGAAAUGCUGGUCCGACCGGACAAAUUGGUUACUGAGCACUCGAGUCGGGUGUUACGGGUCGUGAAAGAAGUGACGCACGCGAUCGGGUCCCAAGGAAUGGUCGAGGGGCAAUACCGUGAAACACUACGGAGUAAGUCAUCAGACGGUGAUGAAGGGUUAAGGUAUGGACACGUGGAAGAAAUCUGUGAGAGGUCGGAGAAGAUGGAGGGAAAGGCCUACGCUUGCUCUGCUGCAUGUGGAGCGAUACUUGGAGGUGGAAAUAAGGAUGAUAUUGAUAAAUUGAGAAGUUAUGGUUUCAAUGUUGGAAAAAUUCAUGGCGUUUUGAAAAAGUGGAGAACGGAGGAGGGAAAAGAGAAUGGGGUGAUAAUGAAAAAAGUAGAAGAGAUGAAGGAUUUAGCAAUGAAAGAGUUGGAAAGCUUUGAAGGAGAGAAAGUGAAUGUUAUGUAUGGUCUGAUUGAUAUGUACUUGGGGGACGUAAACUAA